This is a messenger RNA of Pochonia chlamydosporia 170, 1254 nucleotides long. RefSeq names its product MYND finger domain-containing protein. The record is from RefSeq and is a predicted model, not a curated record. The transcript has 2 exons. The coding region runs from base 1 to 1254 and encodes 417 amino acids. Lineage: Eukaryota; Fungi; Ascomycota; Sordariomycetes; Hypocreales; Clavicipitaceae.
AUGCCCGAGCACUGGACAGAGCUCAGCGUCGCCAAACGGCAAAAGCAACAAUGUUCUGAAGACGUGGCAGCCAUCAAAGCAGCGUGCAAAAAGGACUGCGGCAAAGAUAAUGUCGCCGAGUGCCAGCAGUGCUACGGCAAGAUAAUAGACAGAUUACGGUCACGGUACAGUGAGAGUGAGGAAAGGGAGUGGUUCGCGCAAAGAAGAGCCUUCCUACACGAACUAGACGGACUUUUUCAGGAUGCUAAGGAUAGAAAGCGAAGCCUCAAGUCCAUUGAAGCAAGGAUAGAAUCCGAAAAAGAGGCUUGGUACCGCUGGGUUCUGAGGAGAUACCCCGAAUUCAUUGCCGUCUCAGAUCGCGGUCUUAAUCAGGAUGAGCUACGGAGCAUGCUGGACGACCCGGACAAGUCCCGAGAGGAGCUGGUGAAGACGAUGCUUGAAGGGAUUGGGAAGCCGGCAGAUUGGCCGGCCGGCGUGGAUGGCUUUGCGGAGAAGGCGGGCGCUGCGAAGGACAAUCCCGCCGAGCUGAAGAAGCUGUAUAUUGCUGAAUUUUUCAUCAAUCAGUCUACGGGGGAAGCGCUUGCAAAUGCGCAAAAGUAUCUUGACGAGUAUCGAGAUAAUGAUAACAUGACGCUUGAAGAAAUCAUCGACAAAAUUGUCAGGGAUUUUCAGCAGAGCCGAAGCUCGCUACCACAACGAGAGGGUCAUCAACGACGUCUGGAUGAACUAAGGAGAGCAAAGACGGCGUUUGAGCAGAACAAGAUGCAGGCUAAGAGUCUGCGAGGAGCUCAAGCUGGCACUGCCGGUCCGGAGCUUUACCCACUGCCUCCAUGUUCAGUCUGCGGCAAAGACACUGAUUCUAGUGAUGUGCUUUCGUGCGGGCUGUGCCAAGCACUGGUUCAAAUUGGUGGAGAAUCAAAGAUGACAGUCUACUGCUCCGAGGAUGACCAUGUUGAGGCGCAGCAUGACUGCGAGGCCGGCGACAAAUGUGUACAGCUUAAUGAUGAAGAUGUCGAAAUGGGCGAUGAGGUCUCAAAGGCAGUCGUGUGUACGGAGUGUCUGGACUUGAAGCAGGCUACACUGUAUUGCUCUGAUCGAUGUGCCAUUGCGAAUAUUGCGGAUCAUAGACAGAGCAAGCAUGGGGUUAAAACUGCAGCUGAAGAAGCGCAGAACCUAGUCAGUCCAUUGCCGUCUUUUGUGGACUCUACCUUGGCGGAGAAGAAUCCAGGGCUAAAAAUAAGCCAGCUGGGCUGA